AUGGGGGCAGACCCGGGGAGGCGGCGGGAGCGGGGGGCCGGGGGGAGGCUGGGAGGAGGAGGACAAGGAGGGGGCCGGGGCCGGUCACACACGCCCGCCGCCGCCUCCGCCGCCGCCGCCGCCGGCAGCAGCAGCCGCCCCGCGGGCCAGCACCACCGGCUGCCGGUCUCCGUGACAACGCGACCCCAGGGGGGGGGCCGGACCCGGCGGGGGCAGGAGGCGGAGAGACCGGACCUUUCACGGCAAUAUCCUCAUGGGCCGGCGGCGGGGGGUCUUUGUCCCCCUCCCCGGGGGAAGCGGCGCCCUUCUCGGGAGCGGGGCUCAAGCGAUGCCGGCGGAUUUUCUUCACUCAACGAGCAGAGCAUCCAACAUGGCGCUACGGCCGCCUCCAGCAGUCCAGCAGGACGGCCGCUCGGCAAACUUCGGGCGUUUCCGGAGCGGCUCGGCGGGCCGAGGGUGGGAGGCCCCUUCGGCUCUUUCCGGAGACCGCGGGCGGUCGGGAACCUUCGUAAGCGCUCGGGGGCGUCUUCGGCGCCGUUCGGGGGGGCGCUCCGGGGCUGGCUGGCCUCCUCGGGAAAGAUCGGCGCGGGGGGAUCGCCGGGCUGCGGGGCGGGAGGAGAGACCGGAGGCGAGGUCUGGCCUGGAGCGUCCUCUCCGGCCGCCCAGCCUCAGAACAAUGGUAACGGCCCCGGAGCCUACGGUCUGCGGAGAGAGCCCUGCCCCGGGGAGGGAGCGGCGAGGCCAGAGACUGGUUACGGGGCGCGGAACCGCCGGACCGGAGGGAAGCCGCGGGCUGGGUACCCACCGCGUGCGCCUGUCAGCAUCGCAAAGGCCCCCCGCCGGCCCUCACCUACGCACCUCACGUCCAUUGUGUCGACAUUUCGCCCUCGUGCGCAUUCAGAGGGGAGUGGGCGGAGGAGCCUCAGUCUCUCCCCCCCCCCCCCCGCCCUGCACACUGAGGCCGGGAAAGGAAAAGUGACUGGCCCGAGGUCACUCGGACAGGAAAGUCUGGAUCUGGAUUCCUCUUUCAUCCGGAUAAACCUUGCUACCUCACAAAUUAAUGACCUAGGACCUGAUCCAACCUGCCUUACCUAA
Messenger RNA from Pipistrellus nathusii (Nathusius's pipistrelle), 1095 nucleotides. NCBI's taxonomy places the organism in Eukaryota, Metazoa, Chordata, Mammalia, Chiroptera, Vespertilionidae. The record is from the annotation of a GenBank genome assembly.